AUGCCCGUGGUGGUGGUGGUGGUGGUGGUGGUGUUGGCCAUGUCCGCGGUUCUGACGGCCGGGCUGGAGGAUGCGGCAGGCGGGGAGAGGGGAGCGGCCGGGCUGGAGGACGCGCCGGGCGGGGAGAGGGGAGCGGCCGGGCUGGAGGACUUGACGGGCGGGGAGAGGGGGGCGGCCGGGCUGGAGGACGCGCCGGGCGGGGAGAGGGGGGCGGCCGGGCUGGAGGACGCGGCGGGCGGGGAGAGGGGGGCGGCCCGGCUGGAGGACGCGGCGGGCGGGGAGAGGGCAGCGGGACGGCCCGGCUGUCCUGCCCGGUGUCGGUGCGAGGAGGACGGCGUGCUGCACCGGGUGGACUGCGCGGACCUGGGUCUCAGCGAGGUCCCGGCCAGGCUCAGCGUCUUCACCGCCUAUCUGAUGCUUCAGAACAACCAGUUGAGGUCUGUUCCUGAUGAGGCGUUUCAGAACCUUCCAAACCUACAGUCUCUCCGUUUAGACGCAAACCAUAUUUCCAGUGUUCCCAUUGGCUGUUUCUCGGGACUCCACGCCCUUCGUCACCUGUGGUUGGAUGAUAAUUCGCUGACUGAGGUGCCAGUCAGUGCUCUGAGUGAUCUCCCCGCCCUCCAAGCGAUGACAUUGGCUCUCAACCACAUCAGUCAAAUUCCAGACCACGCCUUCGCCAACCUCAGCAGCCUUGUGGUCCUGCAUCUGAACAACAAUAGGAUUGUUUCCAUGGGAUCAAGCUGCUUCUAUGGACUCCACAGUCUGGAGACACUGGAUUUAAACUAUAACAGUCUGGUUGAGUUUCCUGUAGCGAUCCGUGCUCUCAGUCACCUCAAGGAGCUUGGUUUCCAUAGUAACAGCAUCCGCUCCAUCCCAGAACACGCCUUCACUGGGAACCCUUCUCUGCUCACCAUAUUCUUCUAUGACAAUCCCAUCCAGUCUGUAGGACGAUCCGCUUUCCAGAACCUACCAGAACUACGCACUCUGUCUCUUAAUGGAGCUGCUGACAUCACAGAGUUUCCAGAUCUGACAGGAACCUCAAGUCUGGAGAGCCUGACCAUCACUGGAGCCAGGAUUACGUCUCUUCCAGGUUCAGUGUGUGAACAACUUCCAAACCUUCAACUGCUUGAUCUGUCCUAUAAUCGGAUCUGGACUCUGCCCAGUCUCUCCAGGUGUCUUGGUCUCCAGAAGAUUGAUCUACGCCAUAAUGAAAUUGAGGAUCUGGCAGAGAACACCUUCCAUGGCUUGCUGUCUCUUUGCUCUUUGGAUUUGUCAUGGAACAAACUGUCCUCCCUGGCUCCACACACUUUCUCUGGUCUUCCUGCUCUGCUCAAACUCGACCUGUCAUCCAAUCAGCUGUCAACUUUGCCUCUGAUUGGUCUAAACAGUUUGUCGCACCUGAGACUGGCAGGGAACACACACCUGAUGGAGACCAUCCCGAGAGAGAGACUGCCGAGAGUCAGGGUAAUGGAGCUUCCCUAUGCCUUCCAGUGUUGUGCUUUCAUCUCCUGUGAGAGAGGAGGAGCUCCUGGCUCCUCUUGGGAGAGACAGGAGGCGCCCAGAGGACAUGACUCCACCAGGAGCCACGCCCUCCUCUCCUUCCAUGAUCAGGAGUGGGAGGAGUUUCUGAUGGAGUCUGAAGAUGAACCCAAAAGCCAUUACACUGUCCAAUGUAGCCCUGCACCAGGGCCGCUCCGCCCCUGUCUCCACCUUUUCGGCAGUUGGCUGAUCCGUGGGGGUGUGUGGCUUAUUGCCGUGCUGUCACUGGCCAGCAACGGCCUGGUCAUGUUGUCCAUCUUCUUGUCCCCAACUUCCUGGUUGACGCCUACCAAGCUGCUGAUUGGCCUGCUGGCCCUGGUGAAUGGCCUGAUGGGAGUUUGGAGCAGCUGGCUGGCAGCAGUGGACGGUUGGACCUUCGGAGGGUUCUGGAGGUAUGGCGUGGGCUGGGAGAACAGCUUCCUGUGCCACCUCAGUGGCUUCCUGUGUGUGUUCUCCUCACAGACCAGCCUCUUCCUGUUAACCCUGGCGGUGCUAGAGCGAAGCCUGGCUGCUCCACGACAUCACAGAAAAAAACACAGAGACACAGUCCAUUCCUCGCAGACAGUCACGAUGCGUCUGUCUGUCUUUCUGUGUUUCCUGUUGGGUUUAGCUGUAACGCUGCCCCACCUGCUGGCGGAACAUGGUGCUACAGCUCUCUGUCUGCCCCUCCCCUCCUCCUCCCUGGCGUUCUGCAUCUCCUUGGUUCUCCUCGACUCUCUCUGUUUCCUCCUCAUGACCGCGGCAUACGCACGCUUGUACUGCCACGCCGAGAAAGGCUCCACUCCCCACAGGGAGGAAGAGGAGGAGGAGGAGGCGGUGCUGACGCGUCAUGUGGCCUGGCUGCUCUUCUCCGACUGUGUCCUGUACCUCCUCGUGGCGUUCCUCCUUUUCUCCUCCCCGCUGCGCCUCCCGGCAGGUGGCCCAGAUAUUCUGAAGGGAGUGCUGCUGCUCCUGGUUCCACUGCCGGCCUGCGUCAACCCGCUGCUCUACCUCCUCUUCACCCCGCUCGCCCGCGAUGCACUCAUCAAACGUCCCUGCAAGCUGCCGGUAGGGGCGGGGCGGGCGGGGCCGGUGCCAGCCGCAUUGGAUUCGUUGUGCGAUGAAGACGCAGAGAAGCAGUCAUGUGACUCCACGCAGGCGCUGGUCACUGUUGGACACGAUGAAGAGGAGGAGUGGAGGAGGAGAGGAGAAGGAAUCGAGGAUGAGUGGAGGAGGAGAGAAGGAGGCGUGGAGGAGGAGUGGAGGAGGGGGGAGAAACGACGGCCAGACUAG
Lampris incognitus (smalleye Pacific opah) is the source of this 2811-nucleotide messenger RNA. Its product is annotated as leucine-rich repeat-containing G-protein coupled receptor 5-like. Bases 1 to 2811 code for a protein of 936 amino acids. Gene Ontology annotation, molecular function: protein binding; G protein-coupled receptor activity. The record is from RefSeq and is a predicted model, not a curated record. Gene Ontology annotation, biological process: G protein-coupled receptor signaling pathway. Gene Ontology annotation, cellular component: membrane. NCBI's taxonomy places the organism in Eukaryota, Metazoa, Chordata, Actinopteri, Lampriformes, Lampridae. The transcript has 18 exons.